AUGCCUUUAAAAGGACACCGUGACUGGGGACGUAUACAUGUUGAUGAUACACUAGGAAAUAAUCAAGGCAAUUUUCGUGAAAUUAUUCGUUAUAGAGCACAGGGAGACGAUGUAUUAAGGUCAGUUUUAGAAAGUGAAAAAACAAUAAAAUACCUAAGUAACACGAGCCAAAACGCCAUCAUAGAUUCUUGCAACUCGGUUUUACUCAGUAAAGUUGUAGCAUCGGUAAAUAAGGCAAAAUGUUUCGCAGUACUUGCUGACGAGACAUCUGAUAUUUCCGGAGUAGAACAAGUUUCUUUAUGCGUCAGAUAUGUUGACUUGGACAAAUUAGAACUCCAUGAAGAUUUUCUACAAUUUAUUCCAACGAAUGAUACUACGGGAAAAGCACUAGCAAAUUUAAUUUUAGAAAAUCUUAACAAUCCCACGAAAAAAACACUAAAGCGUUGUUGUGAAACUCGAUGGAUCGAAAGGUAUCACUCAGUAAAUGAUUUUUUAGAACUCUAUGGUUUUGUUAUAGAGUCUUUAGAUGAUAUUUCAACGUGGGAAGACAGUGAUACAAGUGGAAAAGCAGAGUUUUUAACAAAAGGAUUUGGAUUUGGAUUACCGUUAUCGAAACAGCUUCAAAAAAUUAAUAUAGAUUUAAGAUUAGCUGUGAAGUUAGCUCAUGAGACAUAUCAGGAAAUACAAGCUUAUAGAAAUGAUGCAGAAAACAAAUUUAAAAAAAUUUUUAAAGAAGCCUCUAAGAUUGCUGAUAAUUUUCAAGUUGAAAUAAAGAUUCCAAGAACGUCAAAAGAAUUAGAUGAUGAUUUUAUGACAUUAGUCAAUCAUUACCAAGAUGAUCUGGAAAAUGGAAAUCCUGCAAUUUUAUUGGCUGAAUACAAAUUGUGGCAAAGGUGUUUAAAAAAUUUGAGUGAAGAGCAAACUAAUGCACUUCAAGCUUUAUCACUUUGUAAUAGUGAUAUUUAUCCUAAUAUAUACAAACUGCUUCAAAUACUAGCCACAUUACCAGUUUCAACUUCAUCUAAUGAACGUACUUUUUCAAAUCUUAAGAGAAUCAAAACCUACUUGAGAAACACGAUUGGAGAAAAAAGAUUAAAUGGUCUAGCUAUGAUGUGUAUUCAUAAAGAUUUGAAAUUAGCAGCUGACGAAAGUUUUGGACGAAUUAAUAAAAAAAAAACGAAAAUUGAUUUUGUAUUGUAA
This is a messenger RNA of Aphis gossypii (cotton aphid), 1200 nucleotides long. RefSeq lists its product as uncharacterized. The transcript is spliced from 5 exons. The record is from RefSeq and is a predicted model, not a curated record. Gene Ontology annotation, molecular function: protein dimerization activity. The coding region runs from base 1 to 1200 and encodes 399 amino acids. NCBI's taxonomy places the organism in Eukaryota, Metazoa, Arthropoda, Insecta, Hemiptera, Aphididae.